Striga hermonthica is the source of this 1509-nucleotide messenger RNA. NCBI's taxonomy places the organism in Eukaryota, Viridiplantae, Streptophyta, Magnoliopsida, Lamiales, Orobanchaceae. The record is from the annotation of a GenBank genome assembly.
AUGAGUAUAAGGUGGCCAAGGCUUUUGACACCCACUCACCUCUCGCAGCUUAUACGUAGCCAGAAAAACCCGUUAAAGGCUUUGGAACUUUUCAAUGAAGCCAAAGCCCGAUAUCCAACUUACCGACAUAAUGGGCCGGUCUACUCCACCAUGAUCCGAAUCCUAGCUACUUCGGGCCGGCUGGGCGAGAUGAAAGAACUCGUCACACGCAUGAAGGAGGACUCGUGCGAGUGCCAAGACUCCCUCUUUUCCAGCAUAAUCAGAACUUACGCAAAUGCUGGCUUGCUAGAAGAGUCAAUCUCUCUCUUCAAAAGCCUUCCCGAAUUCAAUUGUGUAGACUUCACGAAAUCCUUCAACACCCUUUUGGAGAUAAUGUUAAAGGAGAACAAUCCGGAAGCUUCCUACAACUUUUUUGUCGAGAAUUGCCGCGGGUGGGAAAUAAAGUCUCGAAUGGUUUCCUUGAAGCUGCUGAUAGAUGCUCUCUGCAAGUCGAGCCGCUCGGAUCUUGCCUUGCAUGUUUUCCAAGAAAUGGGUUAUUUGUGGUGCUAUCCCGAUCGUGAAACUUACGGGAUAUUGAUGAAGGGUUUGUGCCGUGACGGAAGACUUCACGAGGCGACACAUUUGUUGUACUCGAUGUUUUGGAGGAUUUCCCAAAAGGGAUGUGGGGCUGAUAUCACCAUUUACCGAACUCUAUUGGAGGCUUUGUGUGACAAUGGGGACGUGGAGGAAGCCGUUGAGGUACUCGAGAAGGUUUUACGUAAAGGACUAAAGGCUCCAAAAAAAUACCGCAAGCCGCUUGACUUAAGCCAGAUAUACUACAAAGAUGAAAUGGGCAUUACUCAAGUGAAAGGUUUGAUUAACGAGGCUUUGUUGAGAGGCGGGGUUCCUAGCUCGGACGGCUACGGACCAAUGGCUAUCGAAUUCUACUCUGAAAAAAGGAUUUCCGAGGGUGACAAGGUGCUCGACGAGAUGCGGAAGAGAAGUUUCGGGUCGUGUUUUCCGGUGUACGAAGCUAAGGUACAAGCGUUAUUUGAGUUGGGGAAGGUACAAGAGGCGGUCCAUGUGGUCGAAUGUGAAAUGAUCGCUAGUGAUUGUGUGCCGAACAUGAGGUUGCACAAUGUUAUUAUAAAAGGGCUUUGUGAUGCCGGAGAAUGUGAUUGGGGAGUGAGGUACUUUGAGAAGAUUUCGAGGCAAGUCGGUUGUGUACCCGAUAGGGAGACAUAUAGUUAUUUAGUGGAUGGUUUGUGUUGUGACGGUAAGUAUUUGGAGGCUAGUCGAGUGUUGGAGAAGAUGUGUAUUAGCUCGUAUUGGCCCGGGGAAGAGAUUUAUAAUAGGGUUAUAAAGGGUCUUUGUUCGGUUGGGAAUACGUAUAGAGCCUUUAUGUGGGUUGAGGAGAUGAUUAGCCAGGCGAAAACGCCCGAGGUUUCUGUGUGGUGUUCGUUGGUGUCGUCUGUUUGCUGCGAGAGCUCGAUCGAGAUGCAUAGCAAGCUAAUGUAUGUAAAAGAGUAG